Messenger RNA from Fusarium keratoplasticum, 786 nucleotides. RefSeq names its product Mitochondrial inner membrane protease ATP23. Gene Ontology annotation, biological process: mitochondrial proton-transporting ATP synthase complex assembly; mitochondrial protein processing. The record is from RefSeq and is a predicted model, not a curated record. Bases 1 to 786 code for a protein of 261 amino acids. Gene Ontology annotation, molecular function: metalloendopeptidase activity. Gene Ontology annotation, cellular component: extrinsic component of mitochondrial inner membrane. Lineage: Eukaryota; Fungi; Ascomycota; Sordariomycetes; Hypocreales; Nectriaceae. The transcript is spliced from 2 exons.
AUGUCAUCCGAACCUCCGGCUUCAUCUUCAAGCACCCCGGCAGCUGCGCCGAGCUCCUCCACAGCAGCUCCCAAGGAAGUCUUCAACAACCCUGCGCGGACCGGCUUUGAUCCAGAGACGGCAUGGUGGAUGAACUACUUCAAGAUCCUCUCUGGUCAGAUGACCCCCGAAGGCCAAUUCCACUACCGUGAGUGGCGAUACCGCGUCCACGAGGAGCGUGACUGCAAGCGCUGCGAGGACUACCGGGACUGGCUCUUCACCUACUCCCCCGUCGUCCGCUUCAUGUCCGAGAAGAUCCAGGCCCUCAAUGGACGGCUGGACCCUUCCAACGUUGUCUGUCGUCGAUGCCCCGCCCAUCUUGAGGAGGAUGGCCAGGUCCAUCGUCAGUCUGGUGGCUUUAGCCCCAACCAUGGCAUCUUGCUCUGCGCGAACGAAGUGCGAGACCGAAAACACUUGGAGGAUACGCUCGCGCACGAGAUGGUGCACGCUUGGGAUCAUCUGCGGUGGAAGGUGGACUGGACUGGUGACAAGGACUUGAAGCAUGCUGCCUGCACAGAGAUCCGAGCGUCCAUGCUCAGCGGCGAAUGCAGAUGGACACGAGAGGCCUUUACCCGAGGCAACUGGAAGUUGACACAGCAGUUCCAGAACUGUGUGCGCACAAGAGCCAUCCAGUCCGUCAUGGCCAGACCCCGUUGCAAAGACGACGUCCAAGCAACCAAGGUGGUCAACCAAGUCUGGGACUCUUGUUUCUCUGACACACGGCCAUUUGAUGAAGUGUACCGGUGA